CCAUUCAUCACAUUCAGUUAGUUAGAGAGAGAGAGAGAGAGAGAGAGAGAGAGAGAGAGAAUGGCAGGAAUCAUGAACAAGAUCGGAGAUGCGCUCCACAUCGGAGGAAACAAAGGCGACGAGCAUAACAAGGAGGAGGACGAGCACCACAAGAAGGACGAGCACUACAGCAAGGGCAAGGAUCAUGACGACGACCACAAGAAACACAAGGACGACAAGGAUGAUCACCACAAGAGCAAGGACCACGACGAUGAUCACCACAAGGACGACAAGAAGAAAAAGAAGAAGAAGGACAAGAAGAAAGACGACGGCCACAGCAGCAGCAGCGACAGCGAUUGAUCCAUGAUCGAUCAUCUGGUUUCAUUUUCCAUCUUCAGGUGGCCUCUUUAAUUUGAUGUUCCAAAGAAAAAAAGAGCAAAUAGGAAAUGACCGAGCUUUUUAGUUUUCUGGACGCUUUCCAUGUACCAACUAAAGAGAGCAAAAGAAGAUUGAUUUUGCUUAUUAGUUUUCUGUAGGCUAUUUUCUUCACUUGUAUUCAAUCAGAAAAAUAACUACCCCUCCAAGUAAGUACGUACUGUGUUUUCUACUUUUCUUUGAGAAGAAAGGAAGUGCCUUCAAGAUU
This is a messenger RNA of Argentina anserina (silverweed cinquefoil), 622 nucleotides long. RefSeq names its product dehydrin HIRD11. The transcript has a single exon. Bases 61 to 339 code for a protein of 92 amino acids. The record is from RefSeq and is a predicted model, not a curated record. Lineage: Eukaryota; Viridiplantae; Streptophyta; Magnoliopsida; Rosales; Rosaceae.